This is a messenger RNA of Mercurialis annua (annual mercury), 1219 nucleotides long. Its product is annotated as polygalacturonase-like. Gene Ontology annotation, molecular function: polygalacturonase activity. NCBI's taxonomy places the organism in Eukaryota, Viridiplantae, Streptophyta, Magnoliopsida, Malpighiales, Euphorbiaceae. The record is from RefSeq and is a predicted model, not a curated record. The transcript has 3 exons. Gene Ontology annotation, biological process: carbohydrate metabolic process. The coding region runs from base 1 to 1188 and encodes 395 amino acids.
AUGAUGAUGAUGGGGACCAAUGGCUUAACAAUAUCAAUAGUGUUGCUUUUAUUUAGCUCAACCCUUCAAGUACUGCAGGCUGCCGGUACGUUCGAUGUUACGAAAUACGGUGCGAAAGCUAACGGAGAAGCCGAUAUUAGCAAGGCUUUAUUAAGUGCAUGGGAUGCAGCAUGUGAUUCAGUUGGUGUAAGCAUUGUUUUGAUUCCGAAAGGCAAAUAUGCAUUACGUCAGGUCGAUAUUUCCGGUCCUUGUAAGGGUUCGAUGGUGCUCCGAGUCGAAGGAACAGUCGAGGCACCGGUCGACCCUAAUGAGCUCAAAGGCGAUUUCUGGAUUGCUUUUAGUCACAUUGAUCAUUUUAAAAUUACCGGCGGUGGAACUUUUGAUGGACAGGGAGAAAUGACAUGGAAAAAGUAUAAUUGUAUGGAGAAAAAAGGAUGCAAGGCCCUUCCCAUUAGUUUGAGGUUCAAUUUCAUCGAUAACGCCAUAAUCGAAGACGUAACAUCCCUCGAUAGCAAGAAUUUCCACGUCAACGUCAUGGGCUGCAAAAACAUUACUUUCCAACGAUUUAAUGUCGUGGCACCGGGGCACAGUUUGAAUACAGACGGAAUUCAUAUUGGGCGUUGCAACGGAGUCAAGAUUGUCGACAGUUCAUUCGCUACCGGUGACGAUUGUAUCUCCAUCGGCGAUGCUAGCCAGCAAAUAACAAUUAAAGGAGUAAGAUGUGGACCUGGACAUGGCAUCAGUAUUGGAAGUCUAGGAAAAUAUCCGAAUGAAGGACCUGUUUCUGGCGUUGUGAUUUCGAAUAGCACCAUUUUUAAUACCGAUAAUGGUCUCAGGAUCAAAUCUUGGCCGGCUAUGGAAAAUGGCAUGGCUUCUAAUUUGCGGUUUGAAGACAUUAUAAUGAAGAAUGUGUCCAAUCCUAUUCUCAUUGAUCAAAUGUACUGUCCAUGGAAUCGCUGCAACAAGAAUGGCCAUUCAAAAGUUAAAAUCAGUGAUGUGAGCUUUAAAAAUAUAAGAGGUACUUCUACGACACCAAUUGCAGUUCAACUAAUUUGCAGCAAAGGCAUUCCUUGCGAGAAUGUGAAACUUAGCAACAUCGAUAUCAAAUUGCUCGGCGGAGGUGCCACAAAAUCUCAAUGUUCCAAUGUCAAGCCCAUAAUUACUGGACUAGUUCCUGCCGGAUGUUAAUGCAAAAGAGUUUAACUUAAUCUCAUUUUCA